AUGUCUUCUCUGCACUCGGCCUUGAAGGCUCUUGCACCGUGCGACUGGUCUGAUAUCCCGCAGGACCCUGAUGAGUUAGAUCCCUUUCUGGCCGACCUCUUCUCACAGGCGCAAACCGUCAUCGAGUCUAUUCCAAUCCCUGACCCUGAACCUUCCCACCGCCAUCGCGCGCAAACGACAGGUUCGAUAGCCUCUAGUGCCUCCGAAAUCAGACCCUCAUCAGCCCGAAGCCCGCCUCCGCCGUCCGAGUAUGCAGCUUUACAGAAAGAAUGGGGAAAGCCAAUCAAGCUGUCUGCCAAAGAGAAUCCCUUGGGGAUCUCCGUUUACAAAGCCAGCAGCAAAGACGGGAAAGGUUCAUGGUUUGCGCGAAGGAGCGUCCAUGAAGGCUUAGGCUUCAGUAGGUUCAAGAGAGGGUUCGAACGAGAGUUUCCUACCUCAUUAGCUGUACAGGGUGCUCCGGGGGAAGGCAACAUCAGAGGCAUUGGCGCAGAUCAAAAAGUCGAAGAAAUAGGCGUGCCGAACAGAGGCAAGGUAGAGGUCUACCGGCUCAGUGCACAGUUUCCAGGGCCAACAACGCCCCGGGACUUUGUAACGCUGCUGGUCACUUCGUCAAAGGCCCUCAAACAGCAUGACGAUUCCCACGAACUACCUCCCCGACACUACAUGAUCAUUUCCAAACCCUGCAAUCACCCCGAGACCCAACCUGGAAACGGCUUCAUUAGAGGCCAGUAUGAAUCAGUAGAGUUCAUUCGUGAAAUUCCUCGGAAACUUAAAACCUCUACCUCCUCUACGGAUCUAAGUCAUCUGGGCCGCCAUGAGGAAUCAUUGGAGAAGGAAGUGUCGAAACAAAGUGCUGAGAAGCAUCAGACUUCCGACCAUCUACAUGACAACCAGCACCUGCAAGUUGACACACAUGGAUCUUUGGGCCGGGACCUCUCUCCUGGCAGGAAAAGGGGCGCAACAGUCAGCGCGGCUCUCAGUUCAAGUCCUACACCACAUUCCAACCAACAGUAUGACCCUGAAGAUCACCCUGUGGAGUGGAUCAUGGUUACCCGGAGCGAUCCUGGCGGCAGCGUUCCUCGUUUCAUGGUUGAGAGAGGUACUCCAGGAAGCAUCUGUGCUGAUGCGCUUAAAUUCCUUGACUGGGCAUGUCAGAGAGAAGAAGCUGACGACUUCCUGGACAAUUCUCCGUCAAGACCUCACGGUCAUCGCAAGGAGAGUUUCGCGAGCUGGGAAGCAAAUGGCACUCUAGCCGGUGUCAGGGAGCAUGAAGAAGCAUCAACACCAAAAGCCGAGGCUGUGGAUUCAGAGCGGCUAUUACCGUCGUCUUCGGGCCUCGUGGCGACAGUCGCGGAGACGCUCAAGCAUAACACACCUCAAGUGGUGAAGGAUCAUAUACCCAACUUUCCUCCACUGACCAGUCCCGCAUCAGAAGCGACACCGGCUGAGUCCCAGCACUCUCAAUCAAAUGAAGACCAAGACAAUGACGACGCUUCUUCAACUGUUUCAACACUGUCAUUCGCGUCCGCAGAUUCACACUUGACUUCACACGUGACUUCGGAUGAGGAUCCCUCGAUUUCUUCAAAAUCUUUAUCUGAGAAUACCACGGAAAGUCAAUUAGUCUCGCAACAUGAUAAAGAGCUUGCGAAGCUCGCAGAACGCAAAGCAGCCCUGGACUCGAAAUUUGCUCAACAGCGUGAAAAAUUGUCGAGUCAAGCUUCGAAACAUCACGAAAAAGAGCACGAGGCGGUCCAAAAGGCACAUGUCAAGCACGCAAAGGAGCUCAAGAAACACGAAGAAAAGUACGAAAAAGAAGUGGCCAAGCUGGAACAGAAAAAGAAGAAGCAGGCGAAGAAACUGGCUGAGAAGCAGCGGAAGCAGAGCGAGAAGGACGAAAAAGUUCGCCUCACGCGGGAACGAGACGAGGCCAGAGCAGAAGUCGAGAUUCUGAAAAAGGAGCAAGAAAUUUUUACUCGUCAAAUCGGCGAGCUGCAAAAAGAAAACACGGCUCUCAUGGCACAUAUUGGCAAACUUGAAAGCGGAUUGACCCCUGAUGGAGGUGGUGGUGGUGGUCUCAGUCCGCUCAGACUCAGAGCCUUGACGGUUGGACAUGAGAAUCGGAACCGAAGUUCAAGUAUUCUGAAUCGACUCAAGAACAAGAGCGAGUCUGGCAAUGAAGGUUUAUGA
Exophiala spinifera is the source of this 2187-nucleotide messenger RNA. RefSeq lists its product as uncharacterized. The record is from RefSeq and is a predicted model, not a curated record. NCBI's taxonomy places the organism in Eukaryota, Fungi, Ascomycota, Eurotiomycetes, Chaetothyriales, Herpotrichiellaceae. The coding region runs from base 1 to 2187 and encodes 728 amino acids. The transcript has a single exon.